This is a messenger RNA of Cladocopium goreaui, 357 nucleotides long. Lineage: Eukaryota; Dinophyceae; Suessiales; Symbiodiniaceae. The record is from the annotation of a GenBank genome assembly.
AUGGCGGCAGCCACUUCGUCUUGGGGGUUUGGAGGCUACAAGUCAACAACAGGCAGCAGAGCACAUUCCAAAGCUUUGUGCAAAGCAACCCAGCAUGAGCAAGAGCUGCAAGCAUUUCUUCUGUCUGUGGAGCGUGACGAGGAGGGCUUCGAGGCGAUGAUGGACCGGAUCCGUAGGACGUGGCAGGCCAAAUUGGAGGCUACACGUCCCAGUGCGGCCACCGAACCAGCUGGGCCUGUCCAGCCGAAAAGCGACUUCUGUUUGCCCAUGCAACAGAUACAGAGCGCCAAAAUGUGCCCCCUCUUCCAAAGCAAAUGCGGGGCACCUGAACCCCAAAGGUGCAUGGUGAGUUUGUGA